This is a messenger RNA of Scaptodrosophila lebanonensis, 3037 nucleotides long. RefSeq names its product probable protein phosphatase CG10417. The coding region runs from base 355 to 2547 and encodes 730 amino acids. The record is from RefSeq and is a predicted model, not a curated record. NCBI's taxonomy places the organism in Eukaryota, Metazoa, Arthropoda, Insecta, Diptera, Drosophilidae. The transcript is spliced from 5 exons. Gene Ontology annotation, molecular function: cation binding; protein serine/threonine phosphatase activity. Gene Ontology annotation, biological process: protein dephosphorylation.
CGGCACGGCACGAUAUAAAAUAUUUUGCGAAAAAGAGUAAUUCAUUGAAAAAGUCAAAUAUACGCAAUAACAAAUUGCACAUAUAGAAAAAGGCAUAUUUGUCCAUGCGACUGGAUAUGUGAAAAGUGUGUAAUUUGUUUGAGACAGUAAAAACGAAUCAAAGCAGCACGGGCCUGUGGCUUCCUUUUUGCCGGUGGCGCGAAAAGUACACUUGCGUGCAAAGGAGAACUCUAAACACGCGUGCGUUGGUAACGCAGCCGCAUCGAUUUUCCACACUGGGCCUCGUCGCUAAAGCGUUUGUAGUUGGCACUUGAAUCGGUAAUUGCUGGAUCGUGUUGCGGGUAAUUCGAGAUCAUGGGUGCUUAUCUGUCGCAUCCAAAGACGGACAAGGCGUCCUCAGACGAAUUUAACGAUUUGCUCGCUGUAGGUGCCAGCUCUAUGCAGGGCUGGCGUAACAGCCAAGAGGAUGCACACAAUGCCAUUUUGAAUUACGAUAAAAGCACGUCGUUUUUUGCGGUCUACGAUGGUCAUGGAGGUGCUGAAGUGGCGCAAUAUUGCGCGGAUAAAUUGCCAGAAUUUCUGAAGCAAUUGGAAACAUAUAAAAAUGGAGCUUUAGAACAGGCUCUGAAAGACGCCUUUCUGGGAUUUGACAAAAAACUGCUUGACCCAUCGGUAGUUACUAUACUGAAAAUAUUGGCUGGAGAACACAAUUUUGCUGAUGGAGAAGAUGCUGAAGGGUAUGAUGAAGACGACGAAGAAGAUCUGGCAGAGUUGCAUGAAGAAAGCCAUUUGCCAUUGAAUCAGGUGCUGGAGAAAUAUGAGGGAUUGCCACAAACGCAUGAUAUGGCCAAGAUAAAGGCGGAGGCAGCAGCGAAUUCCAAGCCCCAGUCGCCCUUUUUGCGGGGGCGCCGUGCCGCCGCCGUGGCCGCGGAGGCUGCUAAUAAAGCUGUCAUGGAUCCAACAGCUAAGCCAGAAGGAUCAUCCACCUCUGCUGCAGCUGCUGCCGCUGCAGCCGCAUUUUCCGAAGUUGACGGUUCUGGCCCAAGCUCUUCUAAGCUGCCAAAGCUGGAGCCAGAAGAUGAAUCGACCGUGAGCAGCAGCAGCUCUUCAAGUGCUACCAAGAGCUCCACAAGCACCAGUAGCAGCGAUGUUACUGAGUCUGAUACUUCCAAAGCCGGGGCAACCAAUGGAGCUGCCGCUGUAGUUACAGGCAAGACAACUACCCCCACUGAACAGAAUGGCAGUGUAACUUCUUCAGAAGCAAAGGCCGUCGUCAAAGCUGGAAAAGACAACGCCACCGUCUCGGACGAAGCUACUGUGUCUGGUUCUAGUGACGUUGAAACCAAGCAAAACGGCAUGGUUGGAAGUUCGACGUCUGCAGCGCCCAAAAUUGGUCCUGCCGAUAUUACAUCAACUAGCAAGGAGUCAAAAACCAAAGCUGCCGAAGACGAUUCCUCCACCGACGAUGAUGCCGAUUACGAUGAGAAUGCUGUAGGGGACUCUCACAAAGUCGUUGCUGGUUACUAUUCCGGUGAUGAUAUGGAAGAAGACGAUGAUGAGGACGAUGAUGCUUAUGAAGACGACGAGGACGACGAGGUCAGUGAGAACGAGGAAGCUGAUGAAGAUCAACUUGCCAACGAUCAGUUCUGCGCCAACAUGAUUGAAGAGCCGGGCAAAGACAGUGGAUGCACUGCUGUGGUAUCGUUGUUGCACGGACGGGACCUAUACGUAGCCAAUGCAGGCGAUUCCCGCUGUGUCAUCUCGCGCAAUGGCAAGGCUAUUGAGAUGAGUCUAGACCACAAGCCCGAGGACGACGAAGAGUCUGCUCGCAUUGUCAAGGCUGGGGGGCGAGUCACACUUGAUGGGCGCGUCAACGGCGGGCUGAAUUUGUCUCGUGCUCUUGGCGAUCACGCCUAUAAAAUGAACCACGACCUUCCGGCUGAAGCGCAGAUGAUUUCGGCCCUUCCAGACAUAAAAAAAUUGAUCAUAACACCCCAGGAUGAGUUUAUGGUACUUGCCUGCGACGGAAUUUGGAAUUAUAUGUCUAGUGACGAGGUUGUUCAAUUUGUGCGUUUGCGCCUGAAAGACGAAACAAAGAAACUAUCACAAAUAUGCGAGGAGCUCUUCGACAACUGCUUGGCGCCCAACACCAUGGGGGAUGGCACUGGUUGCGAUAAUAUGACCGCUGUAAUCGUUAAAUUUAAAGAGAAGUUGCAAGACCUACCAGCCACAAUCAAUCCGGCCGAAACGGAAGAUGUGCUUGCCAGUGCUCGUCAGCAGAAAGAACAGGCCGCUGCCACCAGCAUCACCAUUGAACAAAACGCACACAAACGUAGCGCCUCCCCAGAUACAGCCGCCGAUGCAGCGGAGAAUGCCGAGACUAUCAGUAAAUCGAAACGUUUGAAGACUGACGAUGAUGCAAAAAGCGAAAAAGUCGCCACAGACGUAAUUAGCAGCACACCAUCAGCCGCCGCCGAGCAAAAGGAAUGCGACAGUGUCAACAGUAACACAAGCAACGAGGCUGCCGUUGCCGUUUCAUCUACGUAAAUCCUUAAAUACAUCCGAAAACUAUUGUAAGAUUAGAAAGCGCAAAAGCGCAACGAUCACCAUUUCAAUAACUAUUUUUAUUGGUCAAUUAUGAACCGCAUUUCCAAGAUUCAAAAUUGCGUUCAUAGAGCACAGAAAUAACAUGGGAAACGAUCGAUCGCAACGAUCACCAUUUCAAUAACUAUUUUUAUUGGUCAAUUAUGAACCGCAUUUCCAAGAUUCAAAAUUGCGUUCAUAGAGCACAGAAAUAACAUGGGAAAAUUUUUUUCAAUGUUCUUAAAUGCGAGUGCAUCGAAAAAAUGUGUGUACAUUUAGGUAUAAAUGUGUACACAAAUGUUUUAAUAAUACUUUUAUAUAUAUAUAUAUUAUUUUCUUUUUUUGUAUACUGUAACAUCAUUCAUUUAACGUAAAAAAAUAAAUCAUCCAGCGGCAUAUUCAUAGAAAUUUUCCUUUUUUGUGUUUUCAAAUAAAUUACUUAGUCAUACAAGCA